Elgaria multicarinata webbii is the source of this 1414-nucleotide messenger RNA. RefSeq names its product glycine N-methyltransferase (gene GNMT). The record is from RefSeq and is a predicted model, not a curated record. The transcript has 6 exons. Gene Ontology annotation, molecular function: S-adenosyl-L-methionine binding; glycine binding; identical protein binding. Gene Ontology annotation, biological process: one-carbon metabolic process; regulation of gluconeogenesis; S-adenosylmethionine metabolic process. The coding region runs from base 121 to 1002 and encodes 293 amino acids. NCBI's taxonomy places the organism in Eukaryota, Metazoa, Chordata, Lepidosauria, Squamata, Anguidae. Gene Ontology annotation, cellular component: cytosol.
UCGUUGUUGACCAGAAUUGCCGGCUUUGCCAGCCCGGGCAGCAACAGCAGCAGCUGCAGGAGGAGAAGGGGGGGAAGCCAUCGGUGCGCGUCUUGAGCAGCCUGAUCUCCUGCCUCGGCCAUGGUGGACAGCAUCUACCGGACCCGCUCGCUGGGCGUGGGGGCCGAGGGGCUGCCGGACCAGUACGCCGACGGGCGGGCGGCGCGCGUCUGGCAGCUCUACAUCGGCGACACGCGGAGCCGCACCGCCGAGUACAAGAACUGGCUGGUGUCGCUGCUGCGGGGCCAGCGCUGCAGGACGGUGCUCGACGUGGCCUGCGGCACCGGCGUGGAUUCUAUUAUGCUGGUUGAGGAAGGAUUCAGGGUCACCAGUGUGGAUGCCAGUGAUAAGAUGCUUAAAUAUGCCCUGAAGGAGCGAUGGAAUCGUCGAAAAGAGGACUCAUUCGACCACUGGGUCAUCGAGGAAGCUAACUGGCUCACCCUGCCACAGGACCUGCAAAAGCCCGGCAAGGGGUUUGAUGCCGUCAUCUGCCUGGGGAACUCCUUUGCACAUCUCCCAGAUUUCAAAGGUGACCAAGGAGUUCAUAAACAGGCCCUUAAGAACAUUGCUAGUAUGGUUCGGCCAGGUGGCAUCCUGGUCAUUGACCACCGAAACUAUGACUACAUCCUGGAAACAGGCUGCGCUCCUCCUGGGAAGAACAUCUACUACAAGAGUGACCUAACCAAAGAUAUCACUACAUCGGUACUCCUUGUGAACAACAAACCAAAUAUGGUGACACUGGACUACACACUGCAGGUCCCACCCGAGAAUGAUGGAAACCUAGAACUGAGUCAAUUCCGUCUCUCUUACUACCCUCAUCGCUUGGAGCCUUUCACAGAACUGCUGAAAAACGCGGUCCAAGGCCCGUGUGAACACACCAUCCUGGGGGACUUCAAGCCUUACAUGCCAGGCCAGCAGUACAGCCCAUGCUAUUUCAUCCACGUGCUGAGGAAAACAGGCUGAGAACUCGGCUGCAGGCUCCUCCGGCAGGCAUCUGGUUCUUUCUUCUGUCGCUGGAGUGGCCGGUGGCGUGCCGACCCUGUGCAAGCAACAGCGAAUGUGCAUGAGAGCUGCGUGAAACCGGAAGAGCGAGAAUUGGAAGAUUUCCCCCGCUUCCAACUUCUUCUAUCCCCCACCCACCCUAAGGGUCCAAUCUAGUUAAUCUACUUUGGGGAUUGGAGGAGCUGUUGCUCAGAUCAGUGACCUCCGAGGGAAGGAGGCGGGGACGGUUUGCUUUGCAUCUGGAUCAUAUGCAAAGUUGCGUAGCUGGCUCAAGUGUACCUUGCUGUUUCUUGAUUAUUAUUAUUGUUGUUGUUAUUUUGCUUCUCUUGCUGAAGUUGCCUGGAUAACUUGCAUCAAUGUUUGAGAAAGUUUA